This is a messenger RNA of Erpetoichthys calabaricus (reedfish), 4094 nucleotides long. RefSeq names its product derlin 1 (gene derl1). Gene Ontology annotation, biological process: endoplasmic reticulum unfolded protein response. The transcript is spliced from 8 exons. Gene Ontology annotation, cellular component: endoplasmic reticulum membrane; Hrd1p ubiquitin ligase ERAD-L complex. Gene Ontology annotation, molecular function: misfolded protein binding; ubiquitin-specific protease binding. The record is from RefSeq and is a predicted model, not a curated record. Lineage: Eukaryota; Metazoa; Chordata; Cladistia; Polypteriformes; Polypteridae. The coding region runs from base 239 to 1000 and encodes 253 amino acids.
UUCCUCCUCCCCUCACAAGCAGAGAGGAAGUUCGCGUGUAUGCAGAGGAAACAAGUCGGGGUCGUCCACGUCAGGCAACUCACUUUCACGUUACAAUACAGUCAUUUCAUGGAGGUUAGAACAACGAGUUGUUAAAGAGAAGAGUUCGCAAUUGGUGAGGUAACUUUGGAUUGUGCUCGUCUUUGGAAGCUGACAAAACUGCAAAGGAAAAUCUACGAGUGACACUUUUACAGUGAAGAUGUCAGAUAUUGGCGAUUGGUUUAAGAGCAUCCCGUUCAUCACUCGAUACUGGUUUGCUGGGUCAAUUAUUGUUCCUCUGAUUGGAAAACUUGGACUGAUCAGUCCGGUGAAUCUGGUAUUAUGGCCGGAUAACUUUCUUUACAGAUUUCAGAUCUGGCGGCCAAUCUCUUCAACACUGUACUUUCCAGUAGGCCCUGGAACAGGAUUUCUUUAUUUGGUUAAUCUCUAUUUCCUUUAUCAGUACUCUUCGAGAUUAGAAACAGGUGCUUUUGAUGGAAGGCCAGCGGACUACAUGUUCAUGUUGCUCUUCAACUGGAUUUGCAUAGUUAUAACUGGUAUAAUAAUGGAUAUGCAGCUGUUGAUGAUCCCCCUUAUCAUGUCGGUCCUGUAUGUGUGGGCUCAACUGAACAGAGAUAUGGUUGUGUCAUUUUGGUUUGGCACUAGAUUUAAGGCCUGCUACUUACCUUGGGUAAUUCUUGGGUUCAACUAUAUUAUUGGAGGAUCAAUUGUGAAUGAACUGAUUGGAAAUCUUGUUGGCCAUUUGUACUUCUUUUUGAUGUACAAGUACCCUAUGGAUCUGGGAGGCAGAGUGCUUUUAUCAACUCCACAGUUUCUGUAUCGUUUCUUUCCCAGCCGGCGGGGUGGAGUGUCUGGUUUUGGAGUACCUCCACCUAGCAGGAGACCAGCAGGCAAUGAGCAGAAUGCAGCUCGAGGAUUCAGACAUAACUGGGGUCAGGGACAUCGGCUAGGAGAUGAAUGAAGGUUUUUUUUUUUUUUUUUUUUCCCAUCGUAUGAACACGGACUUUAAACAAAAAAACAAACAAAAAAAAAACAACUCUGUAAAUUUAUUUUUUUUUUUUUUGUCCCCCUCAGAAGGUGAGGUUUUGAGCUGGAGUUCUAUCUAGUGUACACGUGAGGACUGUGAAGUAUUGAUAAUGAAAUAAUGAAAAUCUAGCUGCAAAUUUUGAAGCACAUUUUCUUGAUGCUGUUGAUUGUACAGAUAAUCUUAAGAUUAUAUUAUUAUUUAGACAGCCAAAUGUUGUAAUAAAAGUGCAGAAACAAAAAGGUAUCCUCAUAGGUGACUUCUGGUAUGUCAACAGUUUUUUUUAAGUUUUUAAAGACAAAAUAUUUGCAAAUACAUUUUACAGAUGUAUGGUUGGUUUACUAACAUCUUGCAAAAAUCUUGUCUUAAAUGAGUACUCCACCCAAAAGUGAUAAUUUUUUUUAUAUAUUACUUUACUCCAUUCAGUUUGUAGUGAUGUCUAAUAUAAGGUUUUACUCUCAUAUUUUCAUGCAGAACAGAGAAGAUCACAUUUCUUAUACCAUAUAAAUUAAUGGUGACCAAUGUGAGACAAUAGCAAAACAUCCAUGGGGGAAAAAGAAAAAGUAAAAUUCCACGUUAUUUGUGUCUCAAGCAUUGCAUCGUGAUCCACUUUUGGGUCUCGGGGAUGAUGCCGGAGGGUCAUGUUAUAAUGUUAGUGUGUCAUGAGUGGGUUACGAUGGCUCACUUCUCCCACGAUUGUGCUUGGAGCACUUUGCCUAUCAAGCUCCAUUUCUUUGGAUGAUCAGGCUCGAUUUCCCUCAAGGGGGAGCCACUGAGAUGAUCAGGCUCAAGUCCCCAAGGGGGGACCCUGUGAAGACACAACAUGGGAAAUAGUGGGUUGUGUCACCAGAAAGGAUAAGUGACACUGGCAUAAUCCAUAUGUGAAGCAGUCCUGGGCUAAACAGAUGUAUUUUUACUAAAAUAUUGUUAAAAAUUGGCAUAUGCUGUCAUGAACUAAACUAGAUUACGCUUAGACACACCCGAGCAUUGAAAGUGUGGACUUGCCUACCGUUGUUACAUUACUAUUCAUAUCUACAGUUGGAGUAUCUUGCCAUUAUUUAGCGUCGGUCUGUGAAACUCGUACUUGUGCAUAUCCGAGAUGCUUCAGCAAGCAGAGGCCGAUUCUCUUCCUGAUAAUACACUGAGAUUCACUCAAAAGAGGCCUCAAAAGUUCUGUAAUAACUCGUUAGGACGAAGCAAUCUGAAUGAAACAACUUGUAAUGUGCUCCGCUUCGAACAAGCCAGGAUGCCCCUGCGUCGGAGCGAUGAGGUAGGCGCCGGACAGCCGUCGCGAUGUUCGUUUGCUACUUCUGGAUGCAUAUCACUCAUACCGCUUCACUCAGUCGCUCGACUUCUCAUCAGGAUGGUGGUGUACAGUAUGGAGCAUGGUGCAAAUUUGUUGGAUCACCAAUUCGUUUAAGCGAUGUCAGAAUCAACUGGGUGAUCUUGAGUUAACGGAAGGUGACUUCCAGCAAGAUGGAGCAACAUGUCACACAUUGGCAAGGAGCGUGGCAGAAAUCGAGUCCUUCCUCGGCAACAUGGCCAUUUCAAAGGGGACUUUGGCCACUACGGUCGCCGGAUCUGAUGCCACCAGACGUCUUCCUUUGGGGUCUGCUCAAAGGAAAAGUCCAUCAGAACAAGCCUCGCUUGGAAAACAUCCAACAUGGAAUUGCUGCUGUUUAACUACCCAUGCCCCCAUCCACCUCCCACUCGUAAAGAAGCUUGGCAAUACAUUCAAGAACGUGGACCGCCACGUCGAAAAGUGUCUGGCAGAAAAUGGAAACCACUUCCAGCACAGCAUACCAUGCAAUCAAUUCACAUACGUCAAGGUAUGGAGCGUAUUUUGUUGGUUCCGAUUGCUUAAUCCUAACGGGAGUUACAACAGCAUAUUUGGGGCCUCUUUCGAGUGACUCACGCUGUAUUGUUCACUCACUUUUCUUUAACUUUUUAAGUUUUAGUUGCACUCUCCUCUCAUGUGAAAUGCAGUGUUAGCCAAUGACUAAACUGUUACUGGGCCGGACUCCUGACCAAUGAAUGAGGCGGAUCUACAAUGCAAAGGCUAGUUUUGUGUCUUAGCAUGUUCUGUUUUGGUUCACGAGAGAAGUGACGUGUUUAGCGGUGUUUUAGUGAGAAUACACGUGUUCUGUGAGCAACCGACGGGAUGACUUGACGUGUGGGUUGUGCCACUCAAGUAACGUGCGAGAUUUUCACGGGCAUUUUGAUACCACUGACUGUCGUCCAGCGUUGGUCACCAUUGACGCCAAUUCUAUCGUAAACGUUCUCUCCGUUCCACAUGAAAACGUGAGAUUGAAUGUUUCUCGUAAAUUACUACAAACUAAAUAGUGUAAGUAACAUAGCAAAGUGUCAUUUUUGAGUUGAGUUUUCGUUUAAUGCUUUUUUUAACAUGGAAGAACGCCUGAGAUUGAAUGAAUCAAAAUCAAAAGUGCAACUUAAGCAUCGCCAAGAUGGGAAUGCAAUCUUCCAGAGUUUCUGCCGAUGCAAGGGACGUUGUUUCUUCUUCUUCCUCCUCUUUUGUUUUCUGUUCCUAACCAAAGGUGUCUUAUAAUGUAGAACUGAUGAUGCCUGUUGUUAAUAUAAGCAGAAGUCCCUGUAGAUUGGAAUAAUGUUGUAGUGCAAUAUUCUGUUUAUAUGUGUGAUAGGAAUCAUUCACUAGUUUAAUUAAUUAUUGAAAUUGCCUGUCCUGUCUGAUUGUGGUGUCGCGUUUUUGGCUUAAACAAAUGCCAUGAAACAAAUUGGUUUUGAUAACAGAUGUUAACAGUUUAUAUUCUCCAGAUUAUUUCUGUCAUUUAAUAUUUUUACAGCACCGGCACCUCGCAGCCCAGCAUUGGAUAAGCAGGUUAGAGAAUAAAUGAACGAAUGAAUGAAUGGACGGAUUUAUUACACGUGUCCUUUUCCUGUGCUAGACAUACUGUAUUUGUGGAGCUUUUUGGACUCUCAGCCUGCAUAAAACACACAACUUGAUUUGUUUUUGUUUUUUCUUUUCAUAAUAAAAUUAAUCGUUUUCUACAAA